GUUCCGACUUUUUAAGAUGGCUGUCGUCUGAACCGUAACUCUAAAGAGUUUGAUAGGUGUGAUUUAGGUCUCCGUGUUCAUGAUUCAGCGUAAGUGAUAAAAAUACUUCAUAUCGCGGCACUUUAAUAUUCUUACAUUUUUAUUUUAACUCGAAUUUUUAGAUCAUAUUUAGAAAUCAGUUCAAAUAUAAAAUGGCAGGAUCAGUCGAAAUUCCACUUCGUGAUACAGACGAGGUGAUAGAGCUUGAUUUGGAUCAACUGCCUGAAGGAGAUGAAGUUUUGGGAAUUUUACGGCAGGAACAAGCCCAACUCCACUUAUGGGUUACACUUGCUUUGGAAUAUUAUCGCCAAGGAAAAGUGGAAGAUUUUAUAAAGUUGCUUGAUAUUUCCAGAUCUGAUGCCAACUUAGAUUAUAGGGAUUUCGAACAUGACCAAAUGAAGGCAUUGGAUACUUUAGCAGCUUUUUAUGUUCAGCAGGCAAACAAAGAGAAAAACAAGGAUAAGAAAAGAGAGUUAUUUACUAAAGCUACUCUUUUAUAUACUACUGCUGACAAAAUUAUAAUGUAUGAUCAAAAUCACCUCUUGGGUCGAGCUUACUUUUGUAUGUUGGAAGGAGAUAAGAUGGAUCAAGCUGAUGCUCAGUUUAAUUUUGUUCUCAAUCAGUCCCCAAACAACAUCCCCUCUUUACUUGGUAAAGCCUGUAUAGCUUUCAACAAAAAAGAUUUUAGAGGAGCUCUAGCUUUUUAUAAAAAAGCACUUCGCACAAGCCCAAAAUGUCCUGCAGCAGUUAGAUUAGGAAUGGGACAUUGCUUUUAUAAACUUGGAAAACAUGAAAAGGCAAAACUUGCUUUUGAACGAGCUUUGCAACUGGAUCCACAGUGUGUUGGUGCUUUAGUGGGUUUAGCAGUUCUUGAGCUGAAUUUAAAAUCUUCAGAAUCAAUUCGUAAUGGGGUACAGAUGCUUUCCAAAGCUUAUAGAAUUGAUUCUACAAACCCAAUGGUUCUCAAUCAUUUAGCCAACCAUUUUUUUUUUAAGAAAGAUUAUGGAAAGGUGCAGCAUCUAGCUCUUCAUGCUUUUCAUAACACUGAAAAUGAAGCAAUGCGUGCAGAGAGCUGUUAUCAGCUAGCUCGAGCAUUUCACAUACAGCAAGAUUAUGAUCAAGCUUUCCAAUAUUAUUACCAGGCUACUCAGUUUGCUUCACCAUCAUUUGUGUUACCACAUUUUGGCCUAGGUCAGAUGUACAUUUAUAGAGGAGAUACUGAAAAUGCAGCACAGUGUUUUGAAAAAGUAUUGAAAGCUCAGCCAGGAAAUUAUGAAACUAUAAAGAUACUGGGAUCUCUGUAUGCUCAUUCUAAUAGUCAGUCUAAAAGAGAUCAGGCAAAAUCUCAUUUAAAAAAAGUAACUGAGCAAUUUCCAGAUGAUGUAGAAGCAUGGAUUGAACUUGCUCAAAUUCUUGAACAGUUAGAUAUUCAAGGAGCACUGUCUGCUUAUGGCACAGCUACACGAAUUUUGAAUGAAAAAGUUCAAGCUGAUGUUCCUCCAGAAAUAUUAAACAAUGUAGGAGCACUUCAUUUUCGCUUAGGUAAUUUGCAGGAGGCUAAGAAAUAUUAUGAGGCAUCACUAGAACGUUCCCGUAAUGAAGCACAGCAUGAUGAACAUUAUUAUAGUGCAAUUUCUGUCACAACCAAUUACAAUCUUGCUCGCUUAUUUGAGGCUCUAAGUCAGUUUCACAAAGCUGAAAGACUAUACAAAAAUAUUUUAAGAGAGCAUCCUAAUUAUGUUGACUGCUAUCUCCGACUAGGAUGCAUGGCAAGAGAUAGGGGUCAGAUUUAUGAAGCUUCUGAUUGGUUUAAAGAAGCUUUGCAAGUUAAUCAAGACCAUCCUGAUGCAUGGUCAUUAAUUGGUAAUCUUCAUCUUGCAAAACAAGAGUGGGGCCCUGGGCAAAAAAAAUUUGAGCGUAUUUUAAAACAGGAUGUAACAGCAAAUGAUACAUACUCUCUUGUUGCUUUAGGAAAUGUUUGGUUGCAGACACUGCACCAACCUACAAGAGAUAAAGAAAAAGAAAAGAGACAUCAGGAUCGAGCAAUUGCCAUUUACAAACAAGUACUUCGCAUAGAUCCCAAAAAUAUUUGGGCAGCCAAUGGCAUAGGAGCAGUUCUUGCACAUAAGGGGUACAUUACUGAAGCGAGAGAUGUCUUUGCACAGGUUCGUGAGGCUACUGCUGAUUUUUGUGAUGUUUGGCUGAACAUAUCUCAUGUUUAUGUUGAACAGCGUCAAUAUGUUGCAGCCAUUCAGAUGUAUGAAAAUUGUUUGAAGAAGUUUUUCAAGUAUCAUAAUGGAGAAAUUUUGAUGUAUUUAGGAAGAGCUUACUUUAGAUGUGGAAAAUUGCGAGAAUGUAAACAAGUACUUUUGAGAGCUAGACGUGUUGCCCCACAGGAUACUGUUCUGUUGUAUAAUAUUGCCUUGGUGUUACAGCGUCUUGCAACACAUGUUUUAAAAGAUGAAAAAAGUAAUCUUAAAACUGUUUUGAAUGCUGUCCAUGAACUUGGGCUUGCUCACAGAUAUUUUCAGUACCUUAGUGUUCAUGGUGAUCGUAUGAAAUAUGAUCUUGCUCAAGCUAAUGCUGAAGCUAGACAGUGUCAGGACCUCUUAAGCCAAGCACAGUAUCAUGUAGCAAGAGCCCGUCGUUUGGAUGAAGAAGAGCAAGAACUUCGCCGUAAACAGGAAGAAGAAAGAGAAAUUUUAAGACAGAAAAUUUUAGAGGAGAAACGUAUUGCUGAUGAAGAAAAACAACGUCAAGAACAGGAGUUAAUCCAAAAAAGACAAGAGUUUGUUGAGAAGAGCAAGAAUAAGCUGGUAUUUGAUGAAAUUUCAGAAGAAAAGACACAUAAAAGAGGCCGUGGAAGGAAAACUCAAGAUGAUUACAUUUAUGAUGGAUCCAGUAGUGGUGAAGGAGGAGAGCCUAAAAAGAAAAAAAAGAGGCCUGUCAGUGGAUCUGAAGGAGUUGAAGGUGCUGAUGGAGAAAAGAAAAGGAAGAAAAAGAUCCAUCGUAAAAGAAGUGGAAGACCACAAGAUGAUAGUGAAGAUGAAGAAACAUCUCAGAAAGACCGCAAACGUAGGAAACCUUCUAAACGUCAAGAAAGCAAGAAGUCCAAGAAAGUACUGGAUGAUGGCUUGACAGCAAAACAACGAAGUCGAAUUGUUUCUAAAGCAACAAUUUCAUCAAGUGAUGAUUCUGACAGUGAUGACAAAAGGAAAAAUAAAGAUCAAGGAGGUAGUGCCAGUAAUGAAGAUGUAAGAAAUAACAGUAAAAAAGAUAUAUCGUCCAACAGUGAAAGUGGUUCUGAUAGUGAUAUAAAAAAAACUAAAAAGAAAAUAGCUUCUGAUUCUGAUAAUGGUUCUGAAAAGGAAAAAAAGCACAAGAGACGUAAAGUGGUUUCUUCUGAGUCUGAUGAAGAGAAAUCAGAAAGGUCAAACAAAACUGAUGAUGAUAAGGACAGGAAAUCUUCUGAGAAUGAAUCUGAUGCAGAAAGAUCAGAAAAAGGUUACAGUGCUUCAGAUAAACACCAGUCAGAUGAUGACGAUGGUGCCUCUGUUAAACGAGGCACAGAUGAUGAUGCUUCUGAUAAACAUGGUUCAGCUGAUGAAGAUAGUGGUUCAGUCAAGUCAGCAAAAGAGCAGAAUUAUUCAGAGAAUUCUGAUGAGGAACAACGUGUCCAUGAGCAAUCUGAAAAAGAGGAAAAUGACUCAGAACAUUCUGAAAAAGAAGACAAUGCCUCUGCAUCUGAAGAAUCUGGAAAAGGAAAUGCCUCGGAGCAUUCAGAUCAAGAGGAGAAUGCCACAGACAGAUCUGAGAAACAUAAUUCAGAUGACGAAUCAAGAAAGGGGGAUGAUGCUGAAUCUGGCAGUGAAGGAAGGUCACCACAAAACAGCCCUGUUGAAUCUGAAGAGAAUGCCCAAAAUAACUCCAGUGAUAGUGACUGAUUUUUAACUUUGUGACAGGCUGAAAAAUAAGAAACCAGACUUAAUCUUCAGGAAGGUGACUGUUCAUUACUGUUGCAAACAUACAAACUUAAGACAUUUCUUACAAUUUGUGUCAUCUCUCAUGUAUGAGCACCUGGAUUUUUGCUGUACAGUCCUAUGAAGCUGCUUGGAAAGUAAAUAUUUAUCUAUAUAUUAAUAAUGAUAAAUUGGUAGUAACUGUAUAUUCUGGUUUCUAUUUUACUAUUUUCUGAAUAUUGGCAGAUGUUGCAAGAUAAAAGGUACAUUGGCGUGUAAGCAUUCAUGUGUUUUAAAUUUGAAAGUUACCUACAAUGAUUUUUAUUUUAUUCUUUCAGGACAGGACUUACCACUUUUUUCUGUUUUUAGAAAAAUAUUCUUUGUUUAUAAAAAUAUUAUAAAAUGCUAUAAUUAUUUUUACUGAGAUAGUUACUAUAGGAAGAAAUGUUUUCUGAUGCAUGAAGUCUGAAUUUCUUAUCUGUUAGAAAUGAAUUAUUACUAAUUAUACAUAAUAAGAAAACACUCACAAAUGUUUUUUUGGAAAUAUUGGCAUUAAAUUAAAAAAAUGAUUUUUGAAUAGAUGAGAUUGAAUGUGAGAAUGUGACAUACAUAUGGACAAAAAGGAACCAUUUGUUCAUUCCUUUCUGUUCUUGAACACCCACCCUUGAGAAAGGUAAAAAUUUAAAUUCAAAAUCCUUUAUUUUCCAGGAAAUUAUGAGUUCCCCUCUUAAAUUCCUUUAAAAUGCUGACAUGACUACUAAUUACAGUAAUGCCUUCACUUUGUAGAGAAAAAUUGUCUUAACUGGAGCCUAACUUGUCUUUUUUGAAAUCUUGUACUUGUGUUCUCUUUGUCUUGUUAUUUUCAGAGUAUAGCAAAAUGAAAUGAGAGACCUUUAUCCUAGUGAUCCCCUGAAUAAUCUUUUAAACUUCAAUAAGAUCAUCUUUUACUCUUCUUUUCUACAAAUAAAAUAAUAAUAUCUUAACCUGUAAGAUAACUUUCCCAUCUACACAAUCUUCCUCAUAGCCCAUCUCUGAAUUAUUUCCAAUAAGUCAAUAUUCUUAGACAAGGAGACCAACAGCAUACACAGUAUUCCAAAUGAAGCCUAAUUAGUGAUUUGCAUAAAGAAGGAAUAACCUCUUUUGACUUAUCAUAAAAAUGUCAAUAAAUUCACUAAAAUUCUGUUAGCUUUACUGCUAGUAACAGAGCACUGCUUUGAUGGCUUGAAUGACUUUAUCCAUCUCUCUGCCAAGGGCAUUUGAAUUUAAAGAUAGAUUACUGGAUUAAAUCUUGUAAAUUUUAAUACUGAUAGAAGUUCUAGCUAUUUAGGCAGUAUUCAAAAUUUUAUCUUUUUUUCUGUAUGUUUGACUGAUAGUUUAAUGUUGAAUCUUAUUCAGUUGAGGUGGUUUCUGAUGCUCCUGUAGUUUCUUUGUUUCAAUUAAAAUUAAAUAAUGAGCAUUUUGAUGUUAAAUAUGGGAAGUAGUAUAGCUGUCAUUAAAAGUUCUGUUGAAGUUUAGAUUUAUUUAGGUAUUUUUUAAAUGUUUAAUAAAAGAAAAAUAGCUUAUUGUGUGCUUAAAAAUAAAUUAUAGAUAUCAGAGGAAGUGUUUCUGCAUUGUGCUUUGUUUAAGGAAGGCAUUCCUAGGUUCAAUAAUACUUUUUAAUGCCAAAUUAAUAUUUUAAUAACAAAAGAUAGGAACUGUUUUUUGUUGCACUAUUAUCUCUACUGAAGUUAUUUGAGGAAACACUUUUGUACGUUUCAUAAAAAAUGUACUUGUUUUAAUAAGUAAAAAUAUAUAUGAAUAGGAAAAUAGUAGUUUUAUUAAAUGUAAACUUGCUGCUUAAUUUUUCUAUUUUCUUCGUAAUUGUUUUUUCAACCUGACAGGACAAGUCAGUAUUUAACAUUCAAAAUGGGAAAGACAAGUAAAAAUUAUAUUAGGGGAAUUAAAUAGUAAUAAAAGUAUGUUGCUAGAGGUUGUCAGAAAUGCUAAUGUGUUGAACUCAAGUUUUAAUAAUGUUCUAAAUUGAUUGUUAUAUAAAUUGUGUGAGAAUUUUCAUUGGUUAACAAAUUGUAAUUAUGAUUUAAUUUUCUAUUGUUUUGAAAGUGAUUAUGCUUCUCUGUUUUUUAUGAUAUUGGUUGAUCCAGAAUGCCACUUAAUCCUGUUAAUGUGAUCUAAAACUGUUAUAGACUGAGAUAAAGUAGUAACUGUUUUAACACUGUAAUACAGUAAACAUAAAACUUGUACACUUCGUGAAACUGAUAUAUCAGGUACUACACAGCUUCACUCAAUAAUAAUAAUAAUACAGAAAAAAUUAUCCAUAAUUGUUUUUACAAGUUUCUUGAAAAGUUUCAAUCUUCUUUAUGUUAAAAUAGCUCAUUCUGCACUUUUUAUGCUAUAAUUUGAAAACACAGGUUAUAGUAAUAUUGACAUUAGAAAUCAAUAAUUCAUUCUGUACUUUGUAUGCUAUAAUUUGAAAACACAGGUUAUAGUAAUAUUGACAUUAGAAAUCAAUAAUUCAUUCUUUACUUUGUAUGCUAUAAUUUGAAAACACAGGUUAUAGUAAUAUUGACAUUAUAAAUCAAUAAUUCAUUCUGUACUUUGUAUGCUAUAAUUUGAAAACACAGGUUAUAGUAAUAUUAACAUUAUAAAUCAAUAAUUCAUUCUGUACUUUGUAUGCUAUAAUUUGAAAACACAGGUUAUAGUAGUAUUGACAUUAUAAAUCAAUAAUUCAUUUUGUACUUUGUAUGCUAUAAUUUGAAAACACAGGUUAUAGUAAUAUUGACAUUAUAAAUCAAUAAUUCAUUCUGUACUUUGUAUGCUAUAAUUUGAAAACACGGGUUAUAGUAAUAUUGACAUUAGAAAUCAAUAAUUGCAUGUCAUUAUAGUUGAUGAAUAUCAUACUCACUGUUCUUAGAAUUUUUAACUUAAUUCAUUUUAAGUUCCUCGUAAACAGAUAACAUGAUGUGUUGAAUCUGUAAAUGAAUUAUUCAUUGUAGAUUUUAGUUAAGAUUUGCUGCAAAGGAAAUUGGUGUAAACACACAUGUUUAAAAUAUAAACAACAUGUUUAAGCAUUAAUUUAGACUACUCCUAUAUUUGUGUGGAAGUGUCUUUUUGAGUUGAUAACAUCUUGAAGAAAAAUAUAACUUGCUGUGUUGAGAAUCUUGGAGCCUGUAUACACGUUCUUUUCAUAAUGCAAUUGUACAUAUAAAUAAGUGAAUUUAAUAGAAAAUAAAGCAUGUUCUGCAAUUUUCAAAUUUUAAAUUGUUUUCCCAGUAAGUUGUUUGUAUAAUCAAUAUUUUUGUGU
Limulus polyphemus (Atlantic horseshoe crab) is the source of this 7299-nucleotide messenger RNA. It is a transcript of the gene Ctr9, whose product is annotated as RNA polymerase-associated protein CTR9 homolog. Gene Ontology annotation, biological process: regulation of DNA-templated transcription. Lineage: Eukaryota; Metazoa; Arthropoda; Merostomata; Xiphosura; Limulidae. Gene Ontology annotation, cellular component: Cdc73/Paf1 complex. Gene Ontology annotation, molecular function: RNA polymerase II complex binding. The transcript is spliced from 2 exons. The record is from RefSeq and is a predicted model, not a curated record. Bases 192 to 3983 code for a protein of 1263 amino acids.